Juglans regia (Persian walnut) is the source of this 1718-nucleotide messenger RNA. Its product is annotated as actin-7-like. Lineage: Eukaryota; Viridiplantae; Streptophyta; Magnoliopsida; Fagales; Juglandaceae. The transcript has 5 exons. The record is from RefSeq and is a predicted model, not a curated record. Bases 140 to 1270 code for a protein of 376 amino acids.
GUUUAUAAAACCAAGCAAGCUCACUCACCUGCCAACCAGUUCGCUUCCAGUUUUCAGCUUCCCUGCCAUUUUCCAAGCUCUCUCACUCCGAAUCUCUUCCCUAAAGCCAAAGCUUCUCUGUAAACGAGGGUUAUAAAAGAUGGCCGAGGAGGAUAUUCAACCUCUUGUCUGUGACAAUGGAACUGGCAUGGUCAAGGCUGGGUUUGCUGGUGAUGAUGCUCCAAGGGCAGUGUUCCCAAGUAUUGUUGGGCGACCUCGCCAUACUGGUGUCAUGGUUGGAAUGGGUCAGAAAGAUGCCUAUGUAGGUGAUGAAGCCCAGUCUAAAAGAGGUAUCCUCACCUUGAAGUAUCCUAUAGAGCAUGGCAUAGUCAGCAAUUGGGAUGACAUGGAGAAGAUUUGGCAUCACACUUUCUACAAUGAGCUUCGUGUUUCCCCUGAAGAGCACCCGGUACUUCUUACAGAGGCACCACUCAACCCUAAGGCCAACAGGGAGAAGAUGACCCAGAUCAUGUUUGAGACUUUCAAUGUACCUGCUAUGUACGUUGCCAUCCAGGCUGUUCUGUCCCUUUAUGCCAGUGGGCGUACAACAGGUAUUGUCUUGGAUUCCGGUGAUGGAGUGAGCCACACGGUGCCAAUUUACGAAGGAUAUGCCCUCCCCCAUGCAAUACUUCGGUUGGACCUUGCUGGUCGUGAUCUGACUGACUCCUUGAUGAAAAUCCUCACUGAGAGAGGGUACUCUUUCACUACCACUGCAGAACGGGAAAUUGUUCGUGACAUAAAGGAGAAGCUUGCUUAUGUUGCCGUGGAUUACGAGCAAGAGUUGGAGACUGCAAAGAGCAGCUCUGCAGUUGAGAAGAGCUAUGAAUUACCUGAUGGACAGGUUAUCACGAUUGGAGCUGAGAGGUUCCGUUGUCCAGAAGUACUCUUCCAGCCAUCUCUCAUUGGUAUGGAAGCUCCCGGAAUCCACGAAACUACUUUCAACUCCAUUAUGAAGUGUGAUGUGGAUAUCAGGAAGGAUUUAUAUGGAAAUAUCGUGCUUAGCGGUGGAUCGACCAUGUUCCCUGGAAUUGCUGAUCGGAUGAGCAAGGAAAUUUCGGCUCUUGCUCCCAGCAGCAUGAAGAUCAAGGUGGUUGCUCCUCCUGAGAGAAAGUACAGUGUUUGGAUUGGAGGAUCAAUCCUAGCAUCUCUAAGUACCUUCCAACAGAUGUGGAUAUCCAAAGGUGAAUAUGAUGAAUCUGGUCCGGCUAUUGUCCACCGGAAAUGCUUCUGAGUUAUUGAGGAAGAGAUCGGUGGUGAAUCAAGAGUCUUCUUCACUUAGUCUUGUGUCACAUGUGAGUUAAGCUUAGUUGGUUUUUGAAGCUCUGGCUUUACCAAUGGAGAAGAGUUAUGAUUAGAGUGUUGGAUGCUUGGGGUUGUAAGCUAUAAACAUGUUGUAUGCUGUUUCGGUGAGUCUUAGAAGCCAACAUACAUUGGCAAUAGUUUAGCUAGGCCUGGAACCUAGCUGGUAGCUGUCUUGUUUCCUAUGGUACAUCGUUUCUCAUCUUUUGGGCAUGAACCUAGGUGCAUUGAGUUAAGAGACCGGUAAGUUUCGUUGCCUUUUUUCUCCCAUGCCGGGAUUCUUAUCUGUUUAUACCUUGGUAUGAGUGACUAAAUUUUCGUGUCAGUUUGUAGUGGACAUUUCUAGAGAACAAUUGAAGUCUUUUCUUUCCUUCUGAGUA